AACAGACUCAUAAGUUGUGAUAAAAAUAGCUCGGUGCCAUGCUAUCCUCUCCCCUAACCCCUCCCAGUAGAGGUUCCCUGUCGUCCGCUGCUGCUCGUGUCCACCGAGGAACCGGGGACAGUGUAUAACAACAACAAGCGGGGUUAGCCAAUCAGAACUAGGACCAGUUUGGCUCACGCUCCCUGGCACUGCGGGCUGUGUAGAUCUGAUGCAAACAUGCCUGAAGUUCCUGCACGGGAAGGCGAGCUCACCGAAAAGAUACCAAAGAAAAGGUCAUUAGAGGAUAUAUAUGAUUAUCAUCCCAAAAAGAGAGCGUGCUGGGGAAUUUUAACUAGUCAAGGUUCCUGGGCUGACCGUUCCCCUCUCCAUGAGGCAGCAUGUCAGGGUCGUCUGCUGGCUCUCAGGACUCUCAUCUCACAGGGUUACAGUGCAAACAUCAUCACCAUUGAUCAUGUGACUCCACUGCAUGAGGCCUGCCUGGGAGACCAUGUUGCCUGUGCCAGGAUACUCAUUCAGGCUGGUGCAAAUGUGAAUGCUACCACCAUUGAUGGAGUCACGCCAUUGUUCAAUGCCUGCUCGGCAGGCAGUUCAUCGUGUGUUGAAGUUCUCCUGGAACACGGAGCCAAGCCCCAGUCUGAAGCAUGCCAGCCGUCACCUAUCCAUGAAGCAACAAGUAAAGGGAAAGCAGCGUGUGUAGAAGCACUACUUGCGUGGGGCGCAGACGUAGACUAUGAGAUUCCACAUCUGGGUACUCCUCUUUAUAUUGCCUGUGUCUCUCAGGAGCUUCAGUGUACACAAGCACUUCUAGAUGGAGGAGCGAAUGUACAGAAAGGUCACUUCCUGGAGACCCCUUUACACGCUGCUGCGCAGAAGGACUGCACAGACGUCAUUAAAGUCCUGCUGGAGUUUGGGGCCAACAUCAACGCCAAAAACGUGGAGCUUAAGAGACCGGUGGAGACAGCGCCCCCUAGCAGCUUAGCGGAGGGCCUGCUGCUACUCUAUGAAGCAACGCCUCGCUCCCUGUUGCAGCUGUGUCGCCUGAGCAUCCGAGACUACCUGGGCCGGUCCAGACUGCACCUCAUUCCCCAGCUCAAGCUGCCCACACUCCUCAAGGGAUUCCUGCAGUAUAGAUAGACUCACCCAGCGCCCUAAUCAUCACCCUUCCUCUUUUUGCCUUCUCUGUCUCCUUUCUCUCUCUCUCUCUCUCUCUCUCUCUCUCUCUCUCUCUCUCUCUCUCUCUCUCUUUCACACACACGCACACACACACACACACACUCACGCACGCACACACACACUCACUCACUCUGUAUGUUUUCAUGUGAUCUCUCACAGUUUCUUUGACCUCCCAGUGGCCUACAUAUUUAUUCUCUGUACUACUUGCCGUGGCACGGUGCAUGUAACACUUCUCCACUCGAGUGUUGUCGGUUACUACUGUAAGUUCUAUGUGCACUAAGUAUGUUGAUUGCUUUUCUCUGGGCAUUAAAGGAGAAAUCGGACGAGUUUUCACAUAGAUCUCCGUUUUUCGACAUCAUCGAGUACAGUUGUAUGAAAAAACCCGGAAAACAAUCGGUUUUACCUAGCUGGAGUUGCAAUUUUCAUGUAUAUAUUGUUACACUUCAUUAUACUUCAUGUAUGUAUCGUUACACUUCUGUACUUCAUAAGAGAGUCAGAGUGUGUUUCAGCUCCCCUUGUAGUAAUACAAUAAGACAAUUAUAUGUAAAAUGCUAAUGUUAUCAGUGUUGACCUGAUGUUGUAGCAGCUCGAGUUGCUACAGCCAGCAGCUAACACAUUCAGGCAGCUACAGCACUACACUCAUGUACAUGGGAACUUGUGGAUGGCUGUAGCAACUCGUGCUAGGUAAAACCGAUUGUUUUCAUUUCUUUUCGUACCAACAAUACUUUGUGACCUCGAGAAACGGAGAUCUAUGUGAAAACUGAAAACCAGAUUUGUUAUGCCAUCAAUGAGGAUCGAUGAGGAAAUGAAAUUGUGCUGAAAGCAUCAUUUUAAUUCAAUACUCACUAUGUGACAAGUAGAGAAGUAAGAUUUACAUAGAGACGCUCCCUACGCAGGAGUGAGAAAAUUUUAUUCAAAAACAGCUUCUGAUCAUAUGUCUGUAAUGUGCUCAUUUUCAUCAUGGAUAUGUGAACUAUAGAGCCAUGUCCUAAAAUCCUCCCUGAAAAACAAAAUUACUCCUUUUGGCUAGUUUGUGUUUAGUGUUGACACUGAUCAUGAAGAUUUGUGAGUUUUGACUAUUUGUGAUUGCCCCUUUAGGCACGCCUCAGUGUCCAGUUUCCAAGAGUCGACCAAGAGUAGACCAAAUGUGGAACAAAACCUGUAAUUGGGUUUUAACCCUAGGAAGAUUUGGCCUAGAAUAAAUGAGUAAAAGAAUUUAUCUAAAUGAUUAUUUUGGGCUUGAAACAGUUUAUGAUAUGGUUAACAAGUUGUGGUAUGGAAAUAUCUCAAAUAUAGGCCUACAUGCUUACAGCCCACGCUAAGGCCAACUAAUAGCAUGAUCUAAAUUGGCAGAAAUUAUGAUCUUACAGUAUGUGUAUCCUAUUAAUUUCUUGACACAGAAUGACCCCAGCAGCCUCAGUUGUAAUAUAUGUAUGUAUUUAAAAUAACUGGAAAUUGUGAAGUCUGUGUCAAAUGUGAAGGGACAAAAAAAUAAGGAAAGUGCUUGUUGUGCCAAGGACUGUGGGCAUUGGUCCUCUCUGUCCCGUUGUCCUCCAAAACUACUGCAGUUCUACUCUACUGAUCACUGAUUUUGAGCCAGUCCCUAAUGCACAGAUGUCAUUUCAGAUGUGAACUGUUGUUGAAUCUUAUUUCUUGUCAGUCAACCAUGAAAAGUAUAUUGUGUGUGUGUAUAGUUUACAUACAUAUCAGUGACAUCCCGAGAAAGUCACUUUCAUUUGUGUCAAAUAAAUGUUGACUGAUGUUAAA
Messenger RNA from Sardina pilchardus (European sardine), 2940 nucleotides. RefSeq names its product ankyrin repeat and SOCS box containing 5b (gene asb5b). Gene Ontology annotation, molecular function: protein binding. The coding region runs from base 217 to 1134 and encodes 305 amino acids. Gene Ontology annotation, biological process: protein ubiquitination; positive regulation of protein catabolic process; intracellular signal transduction. The transcript is spliced from 7 exons. Lineage: Eukaryota; Metazoa; Chordata; Actinopteri; Clupeiformes; Clupeidae. The record is from RefSeq and is a predicted model, not a curated record.